Electrophorus electricus (electric eel) is the source of this 3910-nucleotide messenger RNA. It is a transcript of the gene dnaja1, whose product is annotated as DnaJ heat shock protein family (Hsp40) member A1. Gene Ontology annotation, molecular function: Hsp70 protein binding; ATP binding. The record is from RefSeq and is a predicted model, not a curated record. Gene Ontology annotation, biological process: response to heat; protein folding. NCBI's taxonomy places the organism in Eukaryota, Metazoa, Chordata, Actinopteri, Gymnotiformes, Gymnotidae.
CCGGGCUGGAAGAUUCUGGAAGUUCCGUCCGUUGGUUGUACAGGAGUACACUACUCGAUGAGAAGAGAGGGCUCAACCCUGUAUUCCACAGUAAAACCAGUAAGAGUUUAAUCUGCUGGUUGGCCACCAUGGUGAAAGAGACUGGCUUUUACGACACACUGGGCGUAAAGCCUAGCGUUAGCCCUGAGGAGCUAAAGAAAGCCUAUCGCAAGCUGGCAUUGAAAUACCACCCUGACAAAAAUCCCACCGAGGGGGAGAAGUUUAAACAGAUCUCUCAAGCCUAUGAGGUGCUGUCCGAUGCAAAAAAGAGGGAAGUGUAUGAUCGAGGAGGAGAGAAGGCCAUUAAGGAAGGUGGGAAUGGAGAUGGAGGAUGUGGCUUUAGCUCACCUAUGGACAUUUUUGAUAUGUUCUUUGGAGGAGGAGGUCGCAUGCACAGAGAGAGGAGAGGGAAAAAUGUUGUGCAUCAGCUGACAGUGACUUUGGAAGACCUUUACAAUGGGGCCACCAGGAAACUAUCUGUUCAGAAAAAUGUUAUCUGUGAGAGGUGUGAAGGACGUGGCAGCCGUAAAGGGGCCAUAGAGCUGUGCACAUCAUGCCGGGGCUCGGGUGUCCAAGUCAGGCUACACCAGCUCGCCCCAGGCAUGGUGCAGCAGAUCUCCACCAUCUGUGGCAGCUGCCAGGGCCAGGGUCAGCGCCUCAAUCCCCGCGACCGCUGCAAAACCUGUGCUGGACGCAAGAUCUUGCGUCAGAAAAAGAUCCUUGAAGUGCACAUCGAUAAAGGGAUGAAAGAUGGACAGAAGAUUGUUUUCCAUGGAGAAGGGGACCAGGAGCCUGGUCUAGAACCUGGCGACAUCAUUAUCGUCUUAGACCAGAGGGCACAUCCCGUAUUCACGAGACAAGCAGAGGACCUGUACAUGACCAUGGAACUUCAGCUUGUUGAGUCAUUAUGUGGUUUCCAGAAACCCAUCAAGACACUAGAUAACAGAACUCUCCUUAUUACUUCUCAUCCAGGCGAGUUAAUCAAACCUGGAGAUAAGAAGUGUGUGCUGAAUGAGGGAAUGCCCAUGUAUCGUCGACCAUUUGAGAGAGGCAGACUCAUCCUCCUCUUCAGCGUUGUCUUCCCUGAGGCAGACUUCCUCCCUUUAAACAAACUGAAGCAACUGGAACAGUACUUCCCUGACACACGUGAGAAAGGUGAACCGGACAGCAUGGACGAUGACCUCUAUAUUUACGCAGACCUUGAGGAUUGUGACCCUGCGCGUGAACGACGCCAUUAUCACUACAUAGAGGAAGAGGAUGACUUCCACCCAGGUGGAGGGGUACAGUGCCAAACCUCAUAGGGCUUCCAUGGCUCUAACCACAUUUCUCUCCACCUCCACCCGCCAUUCUUUGCUCCUGCUGCAUAGUCGAUAAUUGUGGAAGAGAAAGUGUUGAGAAGGAUGCCAAAUCCCAUUUUCUCAGUCAGUUAACUUUCUCCUGAAAAGCCUCUGGCUGAAUUAUUAGACUCUUUUUAACUUUUGUGACUGGAAGAAGCCGAUUUCUUAAAAUGAACACUCAUGAACAAGUUUACGAUCCAAAGUCUUUUAGAAAGGUAAUUAUUGACAGGAUCUGUGAGGUGUUCACAGUGGCUGUGGUACAGAGUUGAUAAAAUCUCUAAUAUGGAUGCUUGGUGUAAAGUGUACGAUGUUUUAUGCUGUGUUCAAAUGUCUGUGGAGUAUCCCAUCGCAGUUGCCGUAAGUGAAAGCAAAUAGCUGACUCUUCAACACGUGAUCUUACGACGACAGCCACUGCAAAACCUUAAGCCGUGUUCUGUUCUUGCCAUUUUGCCAACACCUGCACCACUGUUUGUGUAUGUGCUCUGCAAUGUGCCAUUUUAAUGCCGAAUGUAAAGAUCAUACACUGGUGACAUGGGAGCCAUGCUACUUUAAAAUAUACAACAGCAAAAAAAAUUUCAGCUGUGUAUACAUAUUGUUAACUGUUAAGAGGCCUCAGCAAUAGGCAGUGGUCAAAAAGUAACCUAAUUUUGAUUGUUUAUUAGACAAAAAUCAUCAGUAAAAGCCUUAUUGCUGUUUUGAACAGCACACUGAAUAGAAUGAAAACGAAAAGGGUGCAACAUGCAUAUUCAGAACAGGGUCAGCACUGUGGUGCGUGUAUUCCAAGACCACAUUUGUAGUAGAGUUAACAUGAAGUAUGAAAACAAUGGUAAUGCACACUAUUUACUGUAGUUUUUAUUUCUUGAUAAUUUUUAUUCUGCUGCUUAUUGUACCCCUGCUGUUUGUUGCUUGCGAAAUGUAUCUAGCUGUCUAAAGUCCCACGAACCACCCUUUAAAAUUAAAUUAACAGAUGUUUUACCCUUUUAAUCUAUCAAAAAGGGUAGUUUUUUGUUGUUGGGUUUUGGGGAAAAUUGUGUGUAAAUAGGUGCCAGAAGCAGCUAGAAAAACACCCUAGAAAGAUGCACGUGAUGGCUGCUGGAGCACUGUGCAAAAGUUGUUGCUAUGAAAACAUGUUGUUAUGGGUGUUUUGCAUGUCCUCUUUGAUACAGGGGUAGUUCUAGGACAUUGCUUCUAUUUUCAAUAAAUGCUGUAUACUUUUGUAUUUUGGUUACAGCAAAAUUCAGCAAAAAAUUAAUUUCCCCCAUACCCCAAAAGUAGUUCAUUGAACCACAUGUGUCUUAGUAUUAGUGUCUUGUGAGGCUCAUUUUACCCCAAUUGUUUUUGGGUAAAAGUCUUAUUUUUACUGCUUUAAAGAAUGUCAAGAUGCAUACUUGUUUAAAUAAGCAAUUUUGUAGCAGUGAUCUUAAUAAGUGUAUGCCCAAAGAAGAAUCAUAUUGUUAUUUGAAUAACUUGCAACAUCCCAGUAAAAUUUGGCCUUCAAAAGAAAGUGAUCCCAGUCAUCUGAGAUGCCAAAUAUUGGCAGUGCUUAGCUACACAGUGUAGUUUUGUUCAUUUUUAUAAAUUACGGUAAGUCAUACUAGCCACAUGUCCUAAACAACAACAGAAAGUCUAUGUAACAUUGGUCAAAACGAAAUGCAGUUUAAGACAAAUGUCUGAAGAUUUGGGCAUGUAUUUAUGGAAAAGAUUUUAGUAGCUCGCAGUACUUGCUAGCUAGAUUAACCUUUCAGCUCCAGUGUGUUUUUUUUUGUUUGUUUGUUUAAAAAAAAAAAAAAAAGGUCAUACAUGAAACAGGCUGAUGGAGUACAUUUGGUAUAAGUGAAAAAUUGUGUGCAUUUUAUGUGUUCUGUUAAGUGCCCAGUAUUUGCUUGGUUGUCAGUAUUUUUGAAUUAUGACCUCUAAAUUACAUUUACGUUAUGACUAUAACCUGUUAACUGAAAUGGAAAAGUUUUUGGAUACAUUGAGUUAUUUUUACAUGUGUAGAUGCAUUUGCACAAUAAUUAUAAAAUGAGUUAUUUAUUAGUAUAAUUUUUCUAUGAUGUUUAACUGAUGAAUAUAAUCCUAUCUUCUAAAACAUGAUUAAUUUUAUCACAAUAUAGCAAAUUUAUGCAACAAUGAGACAAAAUAAUUUUACCUUUCAUAAUGACAUGCUCUUUUUUCAUUAAUUUUUAUCUGAAGUCUUUAAGGUCUUGUUUUGUCUCCAAAUAUUGAUUACAAAUUCUUCACCUGUGAGGCCUUACUAAAUAUGUGUAAAGGCAGUCCUAGCUCGGUGUUUUGCAGCAAAGGACACACAUUCAGACUCAGUGGGAUGCUGGCUUUUUUGGUCUUCACUAUGCCCUGGGUCUCAGGAAAACAAUUGCUUUUUUCAUCGUGUUGGAGAGCUGAAGGGCAAAAGUACUUUUCUGAAUCUGUGAAAAGUAUGGUUGUUGUCUAAGUGCUAUAUUAGAAUCAGUUUUAUUUGGCCCAAUAAUGUAGAUGUUGUACUUUUAAUUUAUGAAUUAAACUCUCCUUUACCUGCA